This is a messenger RNA of Drosophila bipectinata, 5878 nucleotides long. It is a transcript of the gene Pde6, whose product is annotated as phosphodiesterase 6. The record is from RefSeq and is a predicted model, not a curated record. Gene Ontology annotation, molecular function: 3',5'-cyclic-nucleotide phosphodiesterase activity; protein binding. Gene Ontology annotation, biological process: signal transduction. NCBI's taxonomy places the organism in Eukaryota, Metazoa, Arthropoda, Insecta, Diptera, Drosophilidae.
CCAAAGCGAACUGGAGCAGCGAACGCAGAACGCUGACGCGAGAAGCUCCCAGCUGCCAGCACCAGCCAGCUACCAGCACGCUGCAGAAGCGCAACGAAAUUGGGAACUGAAGCCGAGUGAGAGCGCGGAGAAAGGGGUCUCGGAGAGACAGAAGCAGAAACAGUAGAGCUGAAGAGCGCGAGAGCCGAGACUCUGAGCCACGAGUCCAGUAGUAUUUGGCUGCGGCCCGCACAGAAUUAUCUGCUCAGUGCCAAGUUGUCGCGCUGCGAGUAACGUUACGUAUACGCACCGUCCGCCGUCCACCGCCCGAACGCUACCGCCGCCGCUGCCCCCCGCGCACCUUGCCACGCCCCCUGUGCAGUAGCUUCUUCUUCGUCCUGGGAUUGGAAAGAGUGCGCGUUUUGGGGCGACAGGACUGCCGCCGGUUGUCGCAGGACAGAAAGGAUAACAGCGGCCAGUGAAGGAGCGACAAGAGCGCGGAAUUGGGUUCCACUUUUGCAUAAUGCCGAUGCGAAAUCGAGGAAUAUACGAGCGUACAAGUGUAGUGGCUGGCGUUUAACUGGCGCGUAAAUACUAUUUAUUUGCAAAGCAAAGAAGCCCCUCGGAAAUCCACCCCCGGACUCGCGCCCCUCCGCCCCGCGAGAGCAAGCGCCAGCGCGUGUUAUCAGCUAGCAAAAACGCAAACGAAUCGCGACAAAAACACAGAACCCGCAAAACACGAAAAAUAAAUAAAACCAGACCAGAAGAAAAUGCGAAUGUGGAUGCAUUUGAGCGCGAGAGUGUGCUAAGGUCUCCACAAUCAAACGGAAAGAUCAACGUUUACCCGGGGAGUGGACGCACUUAAGGUCUCCGGCAGUGAAACAAAGGAAGAGCAGGAGCGGCGCAGACGUGCAUGAAGAGGCAUCGGGCGAUGAGCCUGGCCCCAGUGUCCUGCACCCCCCACCUGCCCCCUAGCACUCACGAGCAACAAGUUGGUUAGGAAAUCCCCGGAUUCAGCGACUCCGGAGUCGUAAGUGGACGAACGUACGUGACUUAAUCAGAGAACGCGGCGGGAGGCUCAACCCGGCUAAGCGGCUAUCUGGUAUCUGGCUAUCCUCUGGCUAACGAGGAUACGACAAGGAGAGGGACGAGGAGGUGUCGUCGGUGUCGCCAUUUUACCCGCAAUGGUUUUAUGCACGGCGCACUGAGCAGCAGCAACAUGACAGAUGUGUCAGCGCCAGCUGGCGGCGCCACUUCUCCGGUCGACAUAACCGCUAGUCCGGGCUCCACCGCACUUCCUCCAGCCGCCACCCCGUCGGCAGCGGCUUCUGGGUCCUCGCCCCUGGCCAAGCCGCUGACCAACGGCGCCAACAAGGCGGCCACAGCAGCAUCAGGAGCAGACGAGGGCGCCUCCGGAAGUAAUCAGGUCAAGCAGGAGCAGCGCCGACAGAGCAAUAACAACCGACCUGCGGCGAGUGGUACCCCGGAAGCCAGGCAGGCCACACCUGCUGGCCAUUCCGACCCGAGCGCCGGCCCGUCAUCAAAGUCAUUCAGCAUCCAGACCCAGACCAGUCAGCAGGAGAAGCCUGGCAGGCCGACCUCUGCGGCCUCCCAGCAUGACGUCGACGAGGUGGCCCGGCUCUUCGAGGAGAAGCCCGAGGCCUUCGAGAAGUGGUUGACGGAACGGGCGCCACCAGAGGCGCUGGGCAGGCUGCAGGAGUUCAUCGAGAGCCGGAAGCCGCUAAAGCGACCCUCGGUCACCUCCGAUCUCUUCCAGCAGUGGAUGGCUGCCUCGCCCACCGUGCAGCAGAAGUCGCCCAGGAGCCUAUCCAACUCGUCGGCAUCUUCGAUUCCCGAGAGUCGCCGACAUCUGAUGGAUCUGGACGAGGGCGAGCUGUUCAUGGAGCUGAUUCGUGACGUGGCCAACGAGCUGGACAUCGAUGUGCUCUGCCACAAAAUCCUGGUCAACGUCGGCCUGCUCACCCACGCGGACCGGGGCUCGCUCUUCCUGGCCAAGGGCACGCCCAACAACAAGUAUCUGGUGGCCAAGCUGUUCGAUGUCACCCAAAAGACAGCACUCAAGGACGCCGUGACGCGGGCCAGCACCGAGGAGAUAAUCAUUCCCUUCGGCAUCGGCAUCGCCGGCAUGGUGGCGCAGACAAAGCAGAUGAUUAACAUCAAGGAGGCCUACAAGGACGCGCGCUUCAACUGCGAAAUCGAUCUGAAAACGGGCUACAAGACGAACGCCAUCCUCUGCAUGCCGAUUUGCAACUAUGAGGGCGACAUCAUAGGCGUGGCCCAAAUCAUCAAUAAAACGAAUGGUUGCAUGGAGUUUGAUGAACACGACGUGGAGAUAUUCCGCCGCUACCUGACCUUCUGCGGAAUCGGCAUCCAGAACGCGCAGCUCUUCGAGAUGUCCGUCCAGGAGUACAGGCGCAACCAGAUCCUGCUCAACCUGGCGAGGAGCAUUUUCGAGGAGCAGAACAACCUGGAGUGCCUGGUCACGAAGAUCAUGACCGAGGCCCGGGAGCUGCUCAAGUGCGAGCGGUGCUCCGUGUUUCUGGUGGAUCUGGAUUGCUGUGAAGCGAGCCAUUUGGAGAAGAUAAUUGAGAAGCCCAAUCAGCCGGCCACCCGCGCCAUUAAGUCGGCUGACAGUUUCGAGGAGAAGAAAAUGCGCAACCGCUUCACCGUGCUGUUCGAGCUGGGCGGCGAGUACCAGGCCGCCAAUGUUUCGAGGCCUUCCACCAGCGAACUAAGCACCUCCACGCUGGCCCAGAUUGCCCAGUUCGUGGCCACCACCGGGCAGACGGUUAACAUCUGCGACGUCCACGAGUGGGUGAGGGAGCACAACCAGAUCCGGGCCGAGAGCGAAAUCGACAGCACCCAAGCUAUUCUCUGCAUGCCCAUCGUAAACGCCCAGAAGACGGUGAUUGGUGUGGCCCAACUCAUCAACAAGGCUAACGGCGUCCCCUUCACCGAGUCCGAUGCCUCGAUCUUCGAGGCCUUUGCCAUCUUCUGCGGGCUAGGUAUUCACAACACCCAGAUGUACGAGAACGCAUGCAAGCUCAUGGCGAAGCAGAAGGUGGCCCUCGAGUGCCUCAGCUACCACGCGACCGCCAGCCAGGAUCAGACGGAAAAGCUCACGCAGGACGCGAUUGCGGAGGCAGAGACCUACAACCUCUAUAGCUUCACUUUCACAGACUUUGAGCUGGUCGAUGAUGACACCUGCCGGGCUGUGCUUCGGAUGUUUAUGCAGUGCAACCUGGUUUCGCAGUUCCAGAUACCCUAUGACGUACUUUGCCGCUGGGUUCUAAGUGUGCGAAAGAACUACAGACCUGUCAAGUACCACAACUGGCGGCACGCUCUGAACGUGGCCCAGACCAUGUUCGCCAUGCUCAAAACUGGGAAGAUGGAGCGCUUCAUGACUGAUCUGGAGAUCCUGGGACUGCUGGUGGCCUGCUUGUGCCACGACUUGGACCACCGCGGCACCAACAAUGCGUUCCAAACCAAAACCGAGUCUCCACUAGCCAUUCUGUACACUACCAGUACGAUGGAGCACCAUCACUUUGACCAGUGCGUCAUGAUUCUUAACUCGGAGGGCAAUAAUAUAUUCCAGGCCCUGUCCCCCGAGGACUACCGCUCCGUGAUGAAGACUGUGGAGAGCGCCAUUCUGUCCACCGACCUGGCCAUGUACUUCAAGAAGCGCAACGCCUUCCUGGAGCUAGUGGAGAACGGGGAGUUCGACUGGCAGGGCGAGGAGAAGAAGGACUUACUUUGUGGAAUGAUGAUGACGGCUUGCGACGUCAGCGCCAUCGCCAAGCCAUGGGAGGUGCAGCACAAAGUGGCAAAGCUGGUGGCCGACGAGUUCUUCGACCAGGGCGAUCUCGAGAAGCUGCAACUAAACACGCAACCAGUGGCCAUGAUGGACAGGGAGCGUAAGGACGAGCUUCCCAAGAUGCAGGUGGGCUUCAUCGACGUGAUCUGCCUGCCGCUGUACCGAGUCCUGUGCGACACCUUUCCCUGGAUCACGCCCCUUUACGAGGGCACCCUGGAGAAUCGCCGCAACUGGCAGGACCUGGCCGAAAAGGUCGAGAUGGGGCUCACCUGGAUCGACCACGACACGAUCGACAAGCCGGUGGAGGAGUUCGCGGCCUGCGCCGACGAGGAGAUUAAGGACAUUGAGUUCACAGUCACCACGCUGAAUUGCAACCAGUCCCAACAGUCCCAGCACGGCAGCGAGGACAGCCACACGCCGGAGCACCAGCGCAGUGGCUCCCGGCUCAGCAUGAAGAAGACCGGAGCGCUGGGCAAGGCGGUGAGGUCGAAGCUGUCGAAGACCCUCUACAACAGCAUGGACGGGUCGAAGCCAAAGACGUCGCUGAAGCUGCUGGAGUCCCAUGUCAGCGAGGACAUGGACGACAAGAGUCCUACGAGUCCCUCGCAGCCUCAGGCGUCAGGCAGUAUGGGCCGCAUGUCCGCCUCCUCCUCGACCUCCUCCGCAGGCGGCCAGGGCCAGUGCCAGAUGGCAGCGGCAGGUCAAGCCCAGGACAAGUCCAAGAAGCGCUCCAAGCUCUGCGCCUUGUUAUGACGAAAGCCGUCCAAUUAGAACAUGGCAACUCCCUCCAGCACAACUCCGGGCAGUGAGACUGACCCGAAGAGUGCCGGAGGGGGGCUGACCGAGUUCUAAUUGGAUUUCGUCGUCGAUUUGGAAGUAAUUAAGUAACGUAAUGGGAAUCUUGUUGCUCUACUUGCCGACUUUGUAGGCCGAUACCCAGUACCCUAUUUUUUAGCAAGGCGAAGGAGCUAAACUCAAUGGCGUUGCUUUGGAUGGGCAUCUCGACAAGAGCGCGUACUAUAACUAUCCUAGACCCAAGAGGACGGAGCGGGAAAAAACACAGUUGCAAUAUUAAGCAUUAAGUGAAUGUCAAAACAUGUGAUCUAUUUAAGGUCCGGAAGGCGCCGAAGAUAGUCCUCGUUGGGGAACCUUCUGGCGGAUACUAUCCUUUUAUCUAGCGUCUGUCUAUCGCUUCUAGGCUACAGGAUGCCACGAUUCUGUAGCAAAUACUAAUUAGAACUAUUACUAGCUAAGAAAACGUAGAAAACCCAACCAAAUCGUGCUAGUCAGAGCGUAUAAAAUACUAUGAACACUAUAUGGAGCACCUACUAUCCUAAGAGGCUAUGUCCCAGGCAUCGGACACCUGCGACCGGCUUGAGUCUACUUUACAUAGCUAAUUGAAUUGUAUUUACUUAGAAACUUUGAGUAUAGCAAUAUUAUAUGAUACUCCCGAGAAUAACGAAUUGCAGAUGAAUGAGAACAUUUCGUAUCACUGUUUAACUGUAUAGAUAUAUAAAUAUUAGCUUAUUGAAGACGGCAGUCAAUUUUUGAACUCAAACACAAGCAUACGAAUACGAAUACGCGCACAUUCGGUUGAAACGAAUAAUCCAGUCCGGUCCCUCACUAUUUUCAGAUUAAUGGAGUUUACUUUAUCAGUGUGUACAGAGCAGGUUUAUAAACCUUAGCAGAUAAACAUAAACUAAUAUAUAAAAUAUAUGCGAAGCGAAAGUUUAAAGAAUUGCAUGUAACUACGGAUAGAAUUGCAAAGAAUAACUCAUUAUUUUUAGUCACUUUCUGCGUGUGCUAAUCAAAAUUUGGCUGCUUAAGGUCAACUAAAGUUGUAAUUGUCGGAUCCUACUUCCCAGUUAUCGGGUCACUCUCAAGAAAAUCAAAUAACGUUCCCUGUCUCUGAUUUGCCUACCAAUUAAUGUGCAUACCUCUGAUCGUUUUGUUAAUUGUUUCUGUUACCCACGACGAUUAAAAGUUGUUCACAUUAGUUUUCCUAACUAUUUAAGACUUGCAAUUGAAUCAAAAUAAAUCACACCAUUGAGAACUACUCAAAAA